Molecule: messenger RNA, 912 nt
Organism: Aspergillus wentii DTO 134E9
Lineage: Eukaryota; Fungi; Ascomycota; Eurotiomycetes; Eurotiales; Aspergillaceae
Exons: 3
Coding region: 232-912 (226 amino acids)
Biological process (GO): sphingolipid biosynthetic process
Cellular component (GO): endoplasmic reticulum membrane
Molecular function (GO): 3-dehydrosphinganine reductase activity
Source: RefSeq, a predicted model, not a curated record
GUUUUUGUCACCGGGGGCUCGAAAGGGCUGGGGAAGGCACUGGCGAAGUUGCUUGCAUCAAAAGGGGCCAAUAUUGUAAUACUGGCAAGAACAAUAUCAACACUUGAAGAAGCGAAAGUAGAAAUCCUGGGCGCGCGGCGCUCACAGCAACAGACAGUUGACACGAUUGCUGUGGACCUUACCAUACCAGAAAAGGAGGUGUUUGAUAGCUACCGCGAUAAUCUACCCGACAUGUUGUUUUGCACGGCUGGUGGUACAUCCUCGCAGCUGGGAUUUCUUGCGGACAUCUCUGCGACCGAUCUCAAGGCGUGCAUGGAGAUCAACUACUAUUCGGCAGCCUUUAUUACACAGAGCUGUCUCAGACGGUGGUUAAGAUCCCCCAGCGAGUCUCCGCGCACCAUUGUCUUGACUUCGUCCGCCGCGGCCUUUGUCGGACUCCCAGGCUAUGAUGCAUACGCUCCAGCAAAGGCGGCCGUGAGGGCGCUAGCCGACACGCUUCGACAAGAACUGCUCCUGUACGGCGGAAAUGACAAAUACCGCGUGCAUUGCUGCUUUCCUGGAACCUUUGUAUCGGAGGGGUUUGUUGCAGAGCAGGCUACCAAACCCAACCUGACAAAGGAGCUCGAGAAGACCAACCGACCGAUCAGCGAGCUGGAGAAAACUUACGGCACGGCAGAAGGCAUUUCCCAGAAGUUGAUCCAAGGUGUCUCCGAAGGGCAGUUUUUUGUUACCAUGGAUGCGGAUACACGAUUGCUUCUGAACAACAUGCGGGGGCCGAGUCCCCGCGAUAGACCAUUGAUGGACUAUCUAUUGGGUUGGUUCAUGGGGUUGGUCUGGCCUCUUAUUCGGCGUCGAUUUGACAGGACAACUCGGGAAUAUGGUCGCCAGGCUGGCCUACAGUCGCAUCUGUAA